Messenger RNA from Neltuma alba, 2287 nucleotides. RefSeq names its product exocyst complex component SEC3A. The coding region runs from base 16 to 2037 and encodes 673 amino acids. Gene Ontology annotation, molecular function: phosphatidylinositol-4,5-bisphosphate binding. Gene Ontology annotation, biological process: Golgi to plasma membrane transport; exocytosis. The record is from RefSeq and is a predicted model, not a curated record. The transcript has 19 exons. Gene Ontology annotation, cellular component: plasma membrane; exocyst. Lineage: Eukaryota; Viridiplantae; Streptophyta; Magnoliopsida; Fabales; Fabaceae.
CUUAACAUUCUUAAAAUGUGCAGUUAUGUUAUUGGUAAUGGUGAAGCAGAAGAAUUUUCUGAAAGGUUGAAGAGAGAACUCCAGGCUCUUGAAGCAGCAAAUGUGCAUGCCAUUUUAGAAAGCGAACCUAUGAUAGAAGAGGUGUUGCAAGGGCUUGACACAGCAAUGAGUUGUGUGGAAGACAUGGAUGAAUGGUUAGGCAUCUUCAAUGUGAAACUUCGGCACAUGAGGGAGGAUAUUGAAUCGAUAGAAACUCGCAAUAACAAUUUGGAAAUGCAAUCUGUGAAUAACAAAGCUCUUAUUGAGGAGCUUGAUAAGCUUGUUGAGCGACUACGGGUCCCUUCUGAGUAUGCAGCAUGUCUGACCGGAGGUUCAUUUGAUGAGGCAAGAAUGAUUCAAAAUGUUGAAGCAUGUGAAUGGUUGACUGGAGCCUUGCGUGGUCUUGAAGGGCCUUAUCUGGAUCCUGCUUAUGCAAACAUGAGAGCUGUUAAAGAAAAGCGUGCAGAACUUGAAAAGUUAAAAUCUACCUUUGUCAGGAGAGCUUCAGAGUUCUUAAGAAAUUAUUUUGCUAGUUUGGUGGAUUUCAUGAUAAGCGAUAAAAGUUAUUUCUCUCAGCGUGGACAAUUGAAGAGGCCUGAUCAUGCAGACUUGCGGUACAAAUGUAGGACAUAUGCACGACUUCUGCAGCAUUUAAAGAGUCUGGAUAAAAAUUGCCUGGGCUCACUGAGGAAAGCUUAUUGCAGUUCACUUAACUUGCUUCUUCGCAGGGAGGCUCGUGAGUUUGCAAAUGAGCUUCGUGCUAGCACUAAAGCAUCAAGAAAUCCAACUGUUUGGCUUGAAGGUUCGACAGGUUCUGGUCAGAAUGUAAAUGCUGCUGACACUUCUACAGUGUCUGAGGCUUAUGCAAAGAUGCUCACGAUUUUUAUUCCACUUCUGGUGGAUGAGAGCUCCUUCUUUGCACACUUUAUGUGCUUUGAAGUUCCCACGCUAGUUCCUCCAGGUGGCAUUGUAAAUGGUAAUAAAACUGGAUAUGAUGAUGAUGCCAAUGAUGAUGAUCUCGGAAUUAUGGACAUUGACGACAAUGACAGCAAGCCAGGUAAAAGUUCUGUUGAGCUUGCAGCUUUAAAUGAAUCACUCCAGGAUUUGCUCGAUGGCAUCCAAGAAGACUUCUAUGCUGUUGUGGAUUGGGCAUAUAAGAUUGAUCCUCUGCGCUGCAUAUCAAUGCAUGGAAUAACAGAGCGCUAUCUCUCUGGUCAGAAAGCAGACGCAGCAGGAUUUGUUCGCCUUCUUCUUGGUCACCUAGAGUCUAGGAUAUCCAUGCAGUUCAGCCGUUUUGUUGAUGAAGCUUGCCAUCAAAUUGAAAGAAAUGAACGCAAUGUUCGCCAAAUGGGGGUCUUAUCGUAUAUUCCCAGAUUUGCAACCCUUGCUACACGGAUGGAACAGUACAUUCAGGGCCAGUCUAGGGACUUGGUUGACCAGGCAUACACAAAAUUUGUUAGCAUAAUGUUCGCAACUUUGGAAAAAAUUGCACAAACAGAUCCAAAGUAUGCAGAUAUAUUUCUUUUAGAGAACUAUGCGGCAUUUCAAAAUAGUUUGUAUGAUCUUGCCAAUGUCGUUCCCACUUUGGCUAAGUUUUACCAUCAGGCCAGUGAAGCCUAUGAACAAGCUUGCACACGCCAUAUUAGUAUGAUUAUUUAUUAUCAAUUUGAACGUCUCUUCCAGUUUGGCAAAAGGAUUGAGGACUUGAUGUUUACGGUUGCCUCCGAAGAGAUUCCUUUCCAGCUUGGUUUGUCAAAAAUGGAUCUGCGGAAGGUGUUAAAAUCAAGUUUAUCUGGGGUUGACAAGUCCAUUGCUGCAAUGUAUAAGAAAUUGCAGAAGAACUUGACUUCAGAGGAGCUGUUACCUUCCCUAUGGGAUAAAUGCAAGAAAGAGUUUCUCGACAAGUACGAAAAUUUUGCCCAGCUUGUCGCUAAGAUCUACCCUACAGAAACAAUGCCAACUGUUGCUGAGAUGAGGGACCUUUUGGCUUCCAUGUAAAGUUUCCUGUUAUUUUCUAUUACAUGAGAUGUAAUCAUUCUUUUUCCCGCCAUGGUAUGUAAUUAUAUUUAUUCAAUCACUUGUAUUAAUGAUUUGAAAGGGACCCCUUGCUGCUUCUUUUAACGCAAAUUUGAUGUGGUAGUCUCAUUUGUUUUGAUUGUGUUUUGCAACACAUUAUAUUCAGAGCCACAAAGGUUAAUCGUGUAUAAUUUAUAAUUUUUAAAAGAAAAUAAAAGUAAAAUUUGAGCUA